This is a messenger RNA of Sorex fumeus (smoky shrew), 417 nucleotides long. It is a transcript of the gene GHRH, whose product is annotated as growth hormone releasing hormone. The record is from RefSeq and is a predicted model, not a curated record. The coding region runs from base 1 to 321 and encodes 106 amino acids. NCBI's taxonomy places the organism in Eukaryota, Metazoa, Chordata, Mammalia, Eulipotyphla, Soricidae. The transcript has 4 exons. Gene Ontology annotation, cellular component: perikaryon; extracellular region; terminal bouton. Gene Ontology annotation, biological process: growth hormone secretion; positive regulation of growth hormone secretion; positive regulation of cell population proliferation. Gene Ontology annotation, molecular function: growth hormone-releasing hormone activity; neuropeptide hormone activity; peptide hormone receptor binding.
AUGCAGCUCUGGGUCUUCUUCCUGGUCACCCUCGCCCUGGGCAGCGAGUCCUGCUGCCCCCCACCCUCCCCGCCCCUCAGGACGCCACGCUACGCAGAUGCCAUCUUCAGCAACGGCUACCGCAAGGUGCUGGGCCAGCUGUCGGCCCGCAAGCUCCUGCAGGACAUCCUGAGCAGGCGGCAGGGAGAGCGGAGCCAGGAGCCAGGCGCCAAGGCCCGGCUUGGCCGUGCGGUGGACCACAUGUGGGCGACCCAAGAGCAGGUGGUGCCGGACAGCAUCCUGCGGGCCCUGCUGCGGGAGCGCAGGAACUCCCAGGGAUGAAGACCCGCCUGUGUUCCCUCUGCAGCUAAAUGCGACCCCACCCUGGGUCAUCCUGUUUCAUUUCUGUCUCCUCUUCCAUUUAUACAUAUAAUAAAA